Anolis carolinensis (green anole) is the source of this 6054-nucleotide messenger RNA. RefSeq names its product reversion inducing cysteine rich protein with kazal motifs (gene reck). The coding region runs from base 41 to 2998 and encodes 985 amino acids. NCBI's taxonomy places the organism in Eukaryota, Metazoa, Chordata, Lepidosauria, Squamata, Anolidae. Gene Ontology annotation, biological process: sprouting angiogenesis; extracellular matrix organization; blood vessel maturation. Gene Ontology annotation, cellular component: plasma membrane. Gene Ontology annotation, molecular function: metalloendopeptidase inhibitor activity; protein binding. The transcript has 23 exons. The record is from RefSeq and is a predicted model, not a curated record.
GGUGGCGCGCGACGGCGGCGGCGGCGGAGGGGAGUGGGCCAUGGCGGCGCGCGCGGGCCCUCCGCAGCAGGGGACCCUGGAGACCCGGAUGGCCCUUCUCGCGGCGCCCGCGCUAUUGCUGCUGCUCCUCUGGCUGCCGGGCCUGGCGGAUACAUCUUGUUGUUACCUUGCAAAGGGUAACUUAAUGUGUCGAGAUGUUUGUGAACAGAUUUUGACAUCCAAGAGUGAUUCUCAUUUGAGACACCUUCUACAACGUGCACCUGAAUAUUGUCCAGAAUCAAUGGGAGAAGUUUGGGGCUGUAUAAAUUCUUCUUUGCCAGGUGUUUUGAAGAAAUCUGAUGGCUGGGUUGGCUUAGGUUGCUGUGAGCUAGCCAUUGUUGUUGAAUGUCGACAAGCAUGUAAACAGGCAUCUUCAAAAAAUGGUAUUUUGAAAAUUUGCAGAAAAGAAUAUGAGGAAGUUGACCAAUAUUUGUUGGAGAACGAAAAGGACAGAGGCACUAAUGCCCUUUUUAAUUGCAUCAACAGAAAUGAAAUGGGAUCAGUUUGUUGCAGUUAUGCUGGUCAUCACACCAACUGUCGAGAAUACUGCCAAGCAAUCUUUCGAACGGAUUCUUCUCCAGGUCCUUCUCAGAUAAAAGCUGUUGAAAGUUACUGUGCCUCUGUUAGUCCACAGUUAAUUCAUUGUGUGAACAACUAUACACAAUCCUAUCCAAUGCGAAACUCCACAGAUAGUUUGUUCUGCUGUGAUAGAGCCGAGGAUUAUGCCUGCCAAACAGCUUGUAAAAGGAUUCUGAUGUCAAUGAAAACAGAACUUGAAAUUGUGGAUGCACUUAUUGAUAGCUGUAAAACAAUGCCUCUUCCGCAGGACCCUCUGUGGCAGUGUUUCUUGGAAAGCUCAAGAUCUGUUCACCCUGGAGUCACAUUACAUCCUCCACCUUCAACAGGCCUAGAUGGUGCUAAGUUGCACUGCUGUUCCAAAGCAAAUACUUCCAUGUGCAGAGAUUUAUGCACCAAGCUUUAUAGCAGCAGCUGGGGCAAUACACAGACUUGGCAAGAAUUUGAUCGUUUUUGUGAGUAUAAUCCUGCUGAGGUUUCCAUGCUGACCUGUUUAGCAGAUGUACGUGAACCUUGUCAGCUGGGCUGUAGAAAUCUCACCUAUUGCACUAAUUUUAAUAACAGGCCAACUGAACUUUUUAGAAGUUGCAAUGCCCAAUCGGACCAAGGCGCUAUGAACGAUAUGAAACUUUGGGAGAAAGGGAGCAUUAAGAUGCCAUUUAUAAAUAUUCCUGUUCUUGAUAUUAAAAAAUGCCAACCAGAAACAUGGAAAGCCAUUGCUUGUUUGCUGCAGAUUAAACCUUGUCAUAGUAAAUCAAGAGGAAGCAUAAUUUGCAAAUCAGAUUGUGUGGAAAUUCUCAAGAAAUGUGGAGACUUAAGUAAAUUUCCAGAGGGACAUAUGGCUGAAAGUGUUUGUGAACUUUUAUCUCCAACCGAUGAUUUGGAAACUUGCAUACCCCUAGAUACAUAUCUUCGUCCAAGUACUUUGGAUAACAUUGUAGAAGAUGUUACUCACCCCUGUAACCCAAAUCCUUGUGCUGCGAAUGAGUUGUGUGAAGUAAAUAGAAAAGGAUGUCAGCCUGAUGAACCAUGCCUUCCAUAUUUUUGUGUGCAGGGCUGCAAAUUGGGUGAAGCCUCUGAUUUUAUUGUCCGCCAAGGUACACUCAUUCAGGUUCCAUCUUCUUCAGGAGAGGUUGGUUGCUACAAAAUUUGUACAUGCAGUCAAAGUGGACUUUUGGAAAAUUGUAUGGAAAUGCAUUGUGUUGACCAUCAAAAGUCAUGCAUUGUUGGAGGGCAAAGAAAAAGCCAUGGAACAUCUUUCAAGAUAGAUUGUAAUGUCUGUUCUUGUUUUGCUGGAAAUUUGAUAUGCUCAACUCGCCAGUGCCUAAAUGAAUACAGCUCAGAUGAUGAACGCCGGAAAUCUACCGGUCUACCAUGCAACUGUGAGGAUGAAUUUGUCCCAAUGUGUGGGCACAAUGGACGAACCUAUCCAAGUGUUUGCAUAGCACGUUGUGUUGGGCUUCAGGACAAUCAGCUUGAAUUUGGGUCCUGCAUAUCUCCUUGCAAAUCUAAUCCCUGCCUAAAAAAUCAGAGAUGCAUACCAAAGCCACAAGUUUGCCUAACCAGUGUUGAGAAAUUUGGAUGUAAUCAAUAUGAAUGUGUGCCCAGGCAGUUCAGUUGUGGUGACCAGUUGCGAGAUCCUGUUUGUGACACAGACAAUAUAGAAUAUGCAAACUUGUGUACUCUACAUCAAAAAGGAAAAAGUAUGUCAUACAAAGGCCCAUGUCAGUCUUUUUGCAGAUCAGUAGAUCUGGUAUGUGGCCAUAAUGGUGAAACAUACAGCAAUGUAUGUGCUGCCUAUUCUGAUCGUGUGGCUGUAGAUUACAGUGGACCUUGUCAAGCUGUAGGAGUCCUUUCCGACUACAGUUACCAAGGAGAAUGUGCAUCUGUUACAUGCCCUCGUCUUUCAGAUACUGGUUACAGGCCAGUUACUCCACCAGGAGCAUGCUGUCCUCUAUAUGCAGGGAUGCUGCGGGUUUUGUAUGAUAAAGAAAAGCUGGAUAUCUUUGCCAGGGUAACCAAACGUCCAAUUACAGUACUUGAAAUACUACAAAAAAUUCGUCUCCAUGUUUCUGUACCACAGUGUGAUGUAUUUGGAUACUUCAGCAUAGAAUCUGAAAUUGUGAUACUUAUAGUUCCUGUUGAUCAGAAUCCCAAGCCACUUCAGAUUGAAGCCUGCAAUAAAGAAGCAGAAAAGAUAGAAUCACUGAUCAACUCCGACAGUCCUGCUUUAGCAUCCCACGUGCCACUCUCAGCACUUAUAGCAGCCCAAGUGGAAAUUUCAUUCGGAAUUUCAUCUUCCUGCAGUCAAGUUGUGCCAGCAUUGCAUUUGCUCUUUUGGAGCUUUGUGGUCACUUUCUCAGCCACACAAUGUAAGACAUAGUGGCAGCAGAACCUACAGUUAUUGUUGUGGGAUUUUGUAUUUGUUUUGCGAAAGACAUUCAGAACUGCUGAUAACCUAUAUUUCUUUUUGAGAGCUGGCAACUUGGUCAGAGUUGUCUUUCCAUGCAUUUCCACAAAGAAUAUUUGUCAUUACUAGAGUAGUAUACAUAAUUCAGCAGUCUUUUUAUUUAAAUUAUCAAACAAGUAGUCAUUUAUGACUUACUCUGGAAGCAGUUUGCAGAGAUAAGGACAGAGCCCAUUGUAUGUGUAUUCUUUUCUUUCAGCCCUCUGUUGUUUGGUCAGACACAUUUAGUGCUUCAAAAAUGGGCAACGUUUGGCUGAAUAGUAGCAGGACAAAAGAAAUAACAUAGACAUCGAUAACUCUAGCAUAUUGCUUUCAGUUCUCUGGAAAACAAUUUUCAAAUCUUAGAGUACAACCCACAUGCAAAAAUCAAUACAAUUCAGACAGUCUUUACAUGUUUUAUGGGAAGAACAUUUCACUGUACUCCGUGCUGCUUCACGUUGACUGUUCCUAGUACCUUUUUCGUUACUAUGUGUACUUCAAAACAUAGUUUUGAACACAAAAAGCAUAGCAUAUCCAAAGACUUUUAUGCAUAACAAGAUAUUUUGCACAACUCUAUUGGGAGGCUAUAUAUAGGAGCCUCCCAGCAGCAUAUAAGAGUUCAUUUUGUCAAAUGGUUAGUGGAAAUAAUGUCUUUUCUAUACUAUGCAGAGGUGGUUGGAGCUUUCCCUUCCAGCUUCCACUUACAGACAUUUAUGUAGGUCAACUGACACACACAACAGCAUCCUGGGUUUGCACAAAAGAUUGAUUUUUAAAAAAUUCUAUACAGUCUACAUUUGUUCACCUACACAAUACAAUAUCUGUUCCAUACCUGUCCAUUUCUUACUGUGAAGACAGAAUUAUUUUUCAGUUAAGGCAACUUUUUUUCCUUGAAAGAAGAAAUUGUGCAGAUUUUUCAACUUUAUUUUCAGCAGUAGACACAUGUUGCAUAAGAUUAUUGAAAAGUAUUAUUUUUAUAUGACUUAGAGGUAUAUCAUUCAAAAUGUUAAAACAUAAACCAAUUUUUAAACAUUGGUUUCUGACAAAAACAAAUUGCUGCUACUUAACAAUUUUACCAAAAACAAAAUGAAUAACUAAUGUUUUGUGUAAAUACAUAUUAUAUUUUAUUAUGAAGAAUAUGAUCACGGGGUUGAUUCUGCAAAGGUAACAUAGUGGAGCAAAAUUAUGGCCGCACAGAUAUGUUUGCAGAAUAUCCCCCGACAUUGUCAAUCAUAUUUUAAGCUAAUAUCCUCCUUAUAAAAAUGUAUGCAAGGUACAGAUUGAUGAUGCAAAUCGUUUACUCUGAUUUCCUUUUAGGAGUAAUGUUGUGAAGAAUUUUUAGCUAUUUAUACAUGUUAGAUACUGUAUUGUUUGCAUAUUAUCUAAAUUUACAUUUUAGCAUGUUAAUAUUUUAUACAAAGCAUAUAUUUUUUUAAAAAGGAACCAGUCCAUCAGCUAGUUCUCCUGUUUAGGUCCUAUUAAAGUAAGUGGGAUCUGGUAAAAGCACAGUAGUGAUGGUGUUCAGCUCCCAUCGUCUGGAAUCCUGUUGGUAUUCAACGCACAUGUAAAAGUCAAUUUUUGCAAGUUCUUGCACUUUCUCAAGGCUCUCACAGGGGUGGGACAAAGGGGGAAGUAGAAAGCUGCAAUCUCCGAGAUCUGAUUCUGCAACGGCUGUUGUUCAGAUGAGGAGUCUGUGGAGCUAAGAUGCUUUUGGAGGAGUGGGCAAUGCCAUUUUCCUGACCCUUAGAACACAGAGACCCAUAGAUCUGAGGACUGCCUCCCUCACCUCCAGAUCCAUUCAUAGGUGUCUUGGAGUAGGUAGUUUUCUCCUACCACCGUCACCACUUCUGAUUGUUCCUUCCUCAGUGUUACUGUCAGUUUUUCGUUGCCACAGUCACCUUUGACUUGAAUGUUCACAUACCAUAUUUCAUCACAUAAUAGUCACAUAAUGAUCCUUUAAUUGAAAAAUAGUGGUGUGAUUUCUACACAAUGAAAAAAAAUCUGUCUUUGAUUCUCCACUUUUGGGGUUGGCUUUUUUUUUUUAAAUAACACUAAGAUUUUUUUUCCUGGUUAUAAAUGUCAUUUCCUAAUUCGUUCUAUCAUAAAAACAUAGGAAAAGUUUAUUAAACUGCAAAAACUUUGUUUUUGCCGGACACAUGUUGCUAUAGUUUUUCAAUGAAUAUCUCGUAGAGUCUCAACCAAUUCAACAUAAUUUGUGGCAGCCAGAAAAACAAAGUUUCUGGAGUAUAACAACUAUUUUCAAAGUAAAUACUGCACACUUAAACAGGAAAUAACACUUUCAAUCCAGGAACAUUUUUUUUCAAAUUUUAUUAUAUAGUAUAAUAAAUUGCCUUAUCUCUUAGACAGGUAGGAUGAGCCUCAGACAAACAGCUCCAUUUCUGUUUGUUUGUGUUUUUUAAACUGCCUUGCCAAGGAGGUAAGAGAAGAUUCCCCCUCCCUUCCUUCUUCCUCUGAAAGGAAGGCAGUUUACAAAAUAUGAAAUGGAUCUCUUUGGAGAGGAGGAUUGAAGGAAAAUUUGAGUUCCAGAGACCAUUUCACAGUUAUAACUGUUAUGUAAGGAAUACAGAAAUGCUAAUUUUGCUACCCAAAAAAUGGGGACUAUUACACGAUGGAGACUAUUGUGUGAUAACAUACGGUAUGUGUCAAAGCAAACAGGAUUUAGGCCAGUCCUUUUGACUCAUCCAGGAGACCCUGCUGAAUAUAUCUUUUUAGUCUUUAUGCACCUGAACUUUAUUUACAUGAAGUAUUUUGUAUCAGUAUUAUGAAAGCUAACUUUUGAAGGAUAUGCAGGUAACAUUGUUUUUGCCAAAUUAUUGAAUAUAAGAAGAAAGCACUGAAAGUUAAUUUCAGCAUUGGUGUUGUUCUCACGACUUUGUGACACGUGUCUUGCUUUGAUUGUUACAAAAUGAAAAAGCUGCAAUGCAAUAUGAAAGCUUUUAUUUUAAUAAAAAUAUUUUCUCAUGUGUCCUUUAAAA